AUGUACAUCUUUCUAAUUAUAUGUUUUUAUUUAUUUCCUCUCAAUAUUCAAUCAAUUGUUUGUCCGGUCUAUAAUUUCUUCAAUAAUGAAACUAAUAUAAUACAUUCAUGUGAUAGAAAUGUCUCAUUGUGCACUUAUAUUACAACACAAUCAAAUUCUCGUCGCUGUCUUGGAAUUUAUACAUUUAAUAAAAAUUUAGAAACAAUAGAAAAUCUAAUUUCUAUUCGUCAAUUGGGAAUAGUUGAUGAUUUCGAAGAAAAAUAUUCUAAUACAACCGAAUGUAUUCUUGAUGUUGAUAAAACUGGUAGUCAUCUACUAUGUCGAUGUAAUUCAAAUAAUUGUACAUUAAAAUGGAAAACAGCUGAAAAUUUACAUGACAACUUCUAUCAGAAACAUAAAUUAAUGAAACCAUAUGAAUACUUUAAUUGGUUUCUUCCACUAAUGAUCACACUUACUAUAAUUAUUUUUAUUUUUAUCAGUAUUAUUAUCAUCAUUAUAAUUUUGAAAUGUAAUAUCUAUAGGAAAAGACACGAAAAAGAUGAUCAAUCAUAUCUAGCUAAUACGUCAGUUGCAUCAACGAAUAUUUCAAACGCAGAAAUCGAUGAAUUUCUUUCAUCAAAUCCUACUUAUCAAUCAAUUAUUAGUCAUGGAAAAAGUAGUAUUAUAUAUCGUGCAUGGACAACAGGAAAAGAAAGUUUACCACAUGAGAAAAAACUUGUUGCUGUUAAACUUUAUUAUUCACCACAAUACAAAAAUGUAUUUGAAAAUGAAGUACAAACUCUAAGAAUGGUUCAUCACACUGCUAUUGUCAAGUUUAUCAGUCAUGGUUGGCAUGAUCUAUGUCCAUAUAUCAUACUUGAAUAUCAUGAUAUUGGUUCACUCACUAAUUAUCUUCGAUCAAAUAAACUUUCUUGGUCAACUUGCUAUUCAUUCCUUGUGUCUCUUCUGGGUGCAAUUGAUUAUCUUCAUUAUGAAGAUUUAUCACCAACCGAUUAUUUAACAUCGAAACGCAUUCGCAAACCAAUUAUUGUUCAUCGUGAUAUAAAAAGUUCAAAUAUUCUAGUUAAAACAAAUCCCGAUCUUAGUUUAUGCUUGUGUGAUUUUGGUUUAGCUAAAAUUCUUCCGCCUGUUUUAACACCAAAUGAUUUUAUACAAAUUGGUACAUAUCGUUAUAUGGCACCAGAAUUACUUGAACUUGCUAUAACACAUACAAGUGAUGCUUUAUGUAAAGUUGAUAUGUAUGCAGUUGGACUUGUUAUGUGGGAAAUUGUUACACAAUGUCAAGACUAUCCAUGUCUUCUUGAAUAUCAACUUCCAUAUACAGAGUAUGUCAGCAUGAACGAAAUUAAUGAAAAUAAAAUUCUUGAUACACUUCAUCGAAUUGUUGUUAACGAAAAAAUAAGGCCAAUUAUUCAUCGAACAGACAGUAUGCAUUCGAAAAUAUCUGCUGUAUCAAGCAUCAUUGAAGAUUGUUGGAAACAUGAACCUGAAUCACGAAUCAACGCUCGUCCUGCAUUGCAUCGUUUACGAAAUCUUGAAUAA
Messenger RNA from Rotaria socialis, 1542 nucleotides. Lineage: Eukaryota; Metazoa; Rotifera; Eurotatoria; Philodinida; Philodinidae. The record is from the annotation of a GenBank genome assembly.